Messenger RNA from Diachasmimorpha longicaudata, 1774 nucleotides. RefSeq names its product peroxisomal membrane protein PEX13 (gene Pex13). The transcript is spliced from 3 exons. NCBI's taxonomy places the organism in Eukaryota, Metazoa, Arthropoda, Insecta, Hymenoptera, Braconidae. Gene Ontology annotation, molecular function: protein binding. Gene Ontology annotation, cellular component: peroxisome; peroxisomal importomer complex; peroxisomal membrane. The coding region runs from base 381 to 1493 and encodes 370 amino acids. The record is from RefSeq and is a predicted model, not a curated record. Gene Ontology annotation, biological process: protein import into peroxisome matrix, docking.
UGAAAAUUCGUUGUUAGUUGUUGUGGACGCGCCCUGUUGACGUCUUGACCUGAUGAAAACUCCUGACUUGAUCAGAAUAGUGUCGGGGAAAACAGGUGAAUGUUUUCCACUCAAUAAUUCUGCAGUGUUUAUUUAUUCGUUCAGGACUCAUUAACUUGAAGUGACAGGUUCAGUUCAGGUGAAUUGCGUAAUUAUUAUUCCUGAAGGGAAAAGUUGAACACGAAAUGGAUACAAUGUUGACUCUGAUCAUUGACAGGCUACAGAGAGUUUCACCAAUCGGAAUGACCAUCGACCUUUGACUCCAAUAAAUAAAAGUGUAUUUUUGUUAUUCGUAAUAUCUGCAUUAUUUCCUGCGUCACGAAAGACGUCUCAGCACAGUUAUGAAUCAGCAGAGACCGUGUACCAGUCAAUUUCGACAGACACCUGGAGUUUUAUCAGGUGGAACUCCCUAUGCACCGGCAAUGGCAGUCUCGCAGCCCCCGCCGUUGCCUCCACGACGAAUAACAAAUUCGUAUCAGUCAUACGGUGGCUACAGGCCCGGGUUUGUGGGUGGAUAUGGGGGAUACAAUUCAUACGGGUUUGGGAGUAACCUGGGUUACGGGGGAUCCUACGGGGGAUACGGAUCGUACGGUAACUCUUAUGGGAGCCCUUACGGGAACUUCGGGCAUCCCAGUGGAGACGUGGAGAACCGAUUCGUUCAGUUUGCAGAAGAAAGCACCAGACCAGCAUUCCAGUCCAUUGAGUCAAUCGUACACACAUUCUCAUCUGUCACUAUGAUGCUGGAGUCAACAUUCUUCGCUAUGACGAGCUCCUUCAAGGCGAUCCUCAGCGUAGCAGAUAAUGUCGGGAGGGUCCGCAACAUGUUUGGACAGUUGCUCAGCACUUUUGCACUCAUUAGGUUCCUCAAAUGGUUGUAUAGGAAAAUUAUGUUUCAAUUAGGUUUAAGACCAGAUGAUCCAAACUCCGACGCAGUUUGGCAGAAAACUGUGCUGGAGGUGGCCAACGGUGAGAAAACUGGCCCCAGCACAUGGCCAAUUCUCAUAUUUCUGGGCCUCCUCGUGGGAAUUCCCUAUCUAAUCCACAAACUGGUGUCCCAAAACAUCCCCCAAAAUACUAUAAACCAGAACGAUCCGAAAGAGUGGUUCAAAUGCAAGGAGCCAGUGUUCUCGGCGACUGCAGCUUACGACUUCACAGCAGCUACUCCCGAGGAAAUGAGUCUAAGAGCCGGACAAAAGGUCUGGCUAGCCCCCGAGUCCCUUCAACCGAAAAAUCUCCCAGGAUGGUCUAAAGCAACUGACAGUGUCAACGUUGGGCUCAUCCCCUCGAAUUACGUGACUCUUGUUGGGCUCUUGAAGAAAAAAGCCGAAGUCGAAACUCUAAAAAUUCCAGAAGUGGAGGAGAAUAUGAAAGAGGACAAGAGCCUCGAUGAAUCCUUCCCAGAUAUUAAUGAGACUGAUGGCACAAAUACACAAUCACUCCCCGAGGAAUCUUGAACGCCUAAUGAAGGCUCCAGUGGAUUAUCUGUUGAACGUGUGGGUAUUUUUUAUAAUUUGAAAUUCUCGAAAUACAAAAAAAAAUUAUAAGAUUAUCGCAAUGAUCGCACCUGAUUAUUCUAGUGUAUCCAAAGGCUUUUUGCUUUACCAUUUUCUUCUCAAUGUGAGAAUUGAAUGAUAUAUAUAGGUGAAUUCAAUUUUGUACGUUCCAUUAAUGAAGAAUAAAUUGAUGAGUGACAGUGCUCGGGGAAAAUUAAAGAUCUUGAAAAAAAUAUCUCCAA